Molecule: messenger RNA, 4937 nt
Organism: Eriocheir sinensis (Chinese mitten crab)
Lineage: Eukaryota; Metazoa; Arthropoda; Malacostraca; Decapoda; Varunidae
Product: NADPH oxidase 4-like
Exons: 17
Coding region: 534-3389 (951 amino acids)
Biological process (GO): superoxide anion generation; defense response
Cellular component (GO): NADPH oxidase complex; plasma membrane
Molecular function (GO): superoxide-generating NAD(P)H oxidase activity
Source: RefSeq, a predicted model, not a curated record
UGGCAUCAUCUGUUUCCUUCUGGCUGUGAGUGGCUCCCUCUCUCUCUCUCUUUCUCAGCUGAAGCCUCCCUGAGUUGGUCAAGGGAGGGUGUGUGCCCCGCCUCUCUCUCUCUCUCCCUCUCUCCACAUAACACCUGUCCCCCAACACCUGUCUUCAGCCUCUUGGUAUAACCAAUUAAGAUCUCUAAUGAAGAAAAACAAAGGAUAGUUACCCUGCAGAACGCCACCUAACCUGAAAAUCCAUCUCUGAGCAAAUAAGAAGUAUAGUUGGGAGCAUACACUAAAAAGCUACACGUGGCCUCGGUGCCCAUCUCCGUCACACUGGACACUGACCCUAACUUAGUCACUGACCUUAAUAAACCAAUAAAGAACAUGAGAACACAGUGAUAAUUAACUAAUCUAACAUCCCAACAAACAAUUCCUGCACCAUAAACUUUCUCGAGCCACGUUGUGAAGUGUAUGUGCUGUCCAAUGAAGUGACGGUGUGAAGUGACUGUGCAUUGAGUGGAUGCAAGUGUAUAGUUAUCAGCAGGAUGGGGCGAUGCAUGAGGACCCUUCGCCUGUGCGUGGCUAUCUUCAAGAAGCACUGGAUUGUGGCUGUGUGGACGGCAGCGUGCAGCUCCAUGUUCUACGCCGACUACAUGCGCUACAAGACAGAGCCGCAGUUCUAUUACACGCGGCGGAUGCUGGGGCUCGGUCUGUGUGUGUCGCGAGGCUCAGCAGCGGUGCUCAACCUGUCCUGCUGCUGCCUGGUGCUGCCCAUGUGUCGCGCCCUCACCACGGCGCUCACUGCUGGCUGCACACGCCUCGUGGUGAGGGACACGCACACCACCAGGCCUCACUUUGCCGCCCUCACCGCACCCCUCACGCACGCCGCCAAGACCACGCAUCUCAUGAUUGCGGUCUCGGUCAUUGGCAGUUCAGUGGUGCAUUCUGCGGCGCACCUGGCCAACGCUGUCAACUUCUCCCGCCACUUCAGCAAACAGUUCCCGGAGCUCAAUGUGGCGUCCUACAAAGAUGAGAGCCCAGUUCGACUUGUUUUGACAGUUCCAGGUGUAACAGGGCUGCUGAUGCUACUAAUCCUGGUGGUGCUGGCUGUGAGCUCCCUUCACUGGGUCAGACAAAGGCACUACAACUUCUUCUAUUACACUCACCACCUGGGCUUGGUAUUCUUCUUCCUUCUGCUUCUCCAUCCCUUAAGUGGCGUUCUCAAGGAGCAGAAGAAUGUUGAGAGCCACUUCCCGGGUUGUCUCAUGGUAGCUGAUGUUCACAGAGUCAAAGAUCAUCAUGAGCCCAGCACCAAGAGAGCCCAUCACCUCCUCAGCUCAGCCUUUCAGAAUAUCAGAAGAAAGGAGGAGAGAGAUCAACACCACAGACUUAAAGUUCAAAACCACUCGGAGCAGAAAAUCUAUGACAUCACUGAACUUGAGGGCUACAGCAAUCCAGAACCUGAAGAUUAUGGCUACCCAGAACCCAGCCCAGAUUAUGGCUUCCCAGAACCCACCCCAGACUAUGGCUUUCCAAAACAGAGCCCAGACUAUGGCUUUCCAGAACCCAGCCCAGACUAUGGCUUUCCAGAACAUAGCCCAGACUAUGGCUUUCCAGAACCCAGCCCAAACUAUGGCUUUCCAGAACAUAGCCCAGACUAUGGCUUUCCAGAACCAGAGCCAGAACCAAUCUCCAGGUUCUACAACAAUAACGACAACAAUAACCUGAGGCUCGGCAUUCCCCAGUCCACUUAUGCACAUGUUAACCGGGUGCGAAAUGCAUCUGACACUUUUAAAAAGAAAGAUCAAAAGUUUGAGAUGCCAUACAGAACUUUGAUGAAGAAAUUCUUGAGAAGAAAAGUUUGCCUCCACCAGCCAAAGUUUGGGGCCAUGCCCUCACAGACCUGGGUGUGGGUGACCAUUGCUCUCGUGGCCUGGACGUUGGACUGGCUGCUGCGGUGGUGGCGGCGCAGGAAGGCAGUGGUGGUGGUGGAGGUGGAGUACCACCCAUGCAAGGUGAUGCAGCUCACCCUCAGGAAAAGGGGCUUCAAAUGCUCUCCAGGCCAGUACAUCUUGCUGCAGUGCCCAGAGCUGUCCAGGUUUGAGUGGCAUCCUUUUACGGUGACCUAUCCUCCCACCCACCACUCCCCCGACACCUUCACCAUCUUCAUACAGGAGCGGGGAGACUGGAGUCGGCACAUAUCUUCAAUAUUCCGUCAAAGCUUACAACCUAGUCCUAGUAUAGCUUGCCCCAUGAGUAGUGUAAGGAACCUUCAUACACCAACCCAUUGUAAGAAGGAAAAUGCCAGCAGUCCUCUCAGUAGCCCUAGUAUAGCUUGCCCCAUGAAUAGUGUAAGGAACCAUCACACACCAGCCCAUUGUAAGAAGGAAAAUGCCAGCAGUCCUCUCAGCCAUUCAAGUCAGUCUUUACCCAAUGGCUUGAGUCUGCCAUCACCAUAUCACCAGCACCCACCAGCACCAUUCACCUCCAUUCCUGAGCAUCCUAACUCAUCACCACAGUCAGCAUGUAGAGUAACAGAUAAAUCACUUUCAUAUGGUCUGUCCAGUAGUAAUCUCAGCUCAGCAGAACCCUGGGAACAGUGCAGUAGUAAUUCUAAGGCCUCACAUAUCCAUCCCAUCUAUCACAGUUUAGAGCCAGAUUCAUACAAACACAUCUCACAUAGCAUAAAGUCUUUAGAGUAUAGUAGAAGUGAGCAGUCUUGUGAUCCAGAGUCAAAUAAUGGUGUAAAUAUUAGCUCCACUUUGAAUUAUGAGCCACAUUUUACACGAAGAAAAAGCAAGAGGAGAGAAGAAAGGGAAGGCACAGCUGCUGAUAGGAAGACUGUGAUUCAUCUUCUGAGACCUUCAAAUGUAAGACUGUAUGUGGAUGGGCCCUUCAGCUCCCCCAGUGAGGGCAUGCUGCAGUACCCUGUUGUUGUUGGGGCGGCCGGGGGCAUGGGCAUCACCCCGCUGGCAGCCACACUCACACACAUUCUGCGUUGCCGCUCCUCCUGGCCCAGGAGAGUGCAUGUGGUGUGGGCUGUGAGGGACGCCAGACUCCUGCAUACCUUUGCACCGCUGCUCUCAGGCCUCCUUCAGCUGUGCUGGGAGACAAAGACAGAGGACCGUGCUGAGCUCAGCCUUCACCUCACCUAUGACACACAGCCUCAGCUGCUUCAGAACCUGUUUGCUAAGGACCAUCCUGCUUUGCUUCCUCGCAUCCAGCACGGGCGGCCUCAGUGGAAGCACCUCUUCCUGGAGUGGCAGCGCUCCUACGUCGGGCAGACGGUGGGUGUGUUUGCCUGUGGUCCCCCCAAGCUCCGGCACCAGGUGAAGAGGCACUGCCUGUCAGCUGUGUCCCGAGGAGCAGCUUUCCACUACCACCAGGAGUCCUUCUCAUGAUGGCUGGUGCAUGGUAGUGACUUGUCAAGACUGUGAAGGUAACUUAAUGAACAGUGACAGAGUUCAUAACCUUCACAUCAACAAUAACAGUGUCUUUCCCUAGCUUAAAUAUGAAUGUUGAUGUGAUGAAUGCCAAUGGCCAAAUUUCCACAGCUGUGGUAGUUGUAGGUGGACAGUGAGCCUAGACAGGUAUUUAAGUGUAAGGAAUAACAUCUCAGAAAGGUGUGAAGCAAAAGAAUGUCACAUGACAGUAAGUCACUAAAAUUAGAUGAUUUUUUUAAUGUAUAAUAUUAAGAGAAUAAAUUCCUUAUAUUACUGUACUUCACUCCAAAAUAGUACAGAUGAAGUGAAUUGCAACACUUCUUUUAGCUGUGGCCAUGCCUUAAAGGUUCAGCAAGUUGAGCAGACAAGGUAAGCGGGUGGGUGGUGCGUGGCCUGACAACCUGCGGGGAAGUCACGGCCAUGGGCCAGUGUAACCCACAGUUAACCAUUGUCUUAAAAUUAACUGUUAUCUGUAUCACUAAAUUCUUAUAUUGUUGUUUAGUUGCAGACAGUAUAAUAGUUAUAUUAACCUUGUUUUCAGUAAAAAAAAAAGCAUGUCCAUUCCAGGCAGCACAAUAUUGUUGAAACGUAUUGCCCUUAACCCGGUAGCAGCGAAGGGCCAAAUUUGUGCCAUGAUAUAAACCCCAAAAAAUAGAUGAUACAUAAUCUGAUCACAAAUCCUUUGAUAUAUAUUAUGAAAUGGUUUGUGUGAGGGAUGAUUUUUACUCAUUUUUCUCCCUUAGAGGGACCAUUAAGAAACAUGAUCCCUGCUGCUACUGGGUUAAUGGUGGGAAAUGAUGUGUAGGUCUGUUGAUUAGCAUCUCCUUUGAUAGUUUUUCCCACUGUAUCAUAUAUGUGUCUGUGAUGCCUGCCUAGCUAUGAAUCUGCUGGGCCAGGUUCAGAUUCUGGCUUGGGUAGUUCGCGUGCAGUUCAUCCUUCCUUCAUGGCUGAUCAAUAAAUGGGUACCUGGGGAAGCCUCCAGAAGGUAAACUGUGGUAACCCAGAUGUGACACCUGUCUUAUGUCCCGGGGUGAUCAGUUCUUGCCCCCCAUCACGGGCCAGUGCGACAGAGAUGAGCACCGUGGCCACACACAGCUAUGGCACAUGCCCCCAACUUUACCUUACUUAGCCAUUGUCACAUGAAAAUAAUGUUUGUCAGUAAGUGCAAUGUUCUGUUCAUGUUCAUCCUGUUUUAGUCAUUGCUUUCUGUCCCUUUAACUACUAUUCCACUGAUCUUUCAAAAUAUUCAUUUAUCUGCAAUUCUGACUCCUCUAUUCUGGAUGGAAAUGUUGGAGAAAGGAUUGGGAUGUGUAUGUACAAGUAUAAAUUUAAUGUUUUAUUAUUAAAAAGAUACAUUUAGUCAUCACAUAUUGUGAGUUUACCAUACUUAAUGGACCCUGAGAGACAAACAUAGGUCCCUUCCAACAAAAAAGAAAAAGAAAACUAUAAAAAUCCAUGUGAACUUCAACAACUUUGUGAGGUAUAAAAAAUAAAUUACUGAAAAUA